Molecule: messenger RNA, 2000 nt
Organism: Xyrauchen texanus (razorback sucker)
Lineage: Eukaryota; Metazoa; Chordata; Actinopteri; Cypriniformes; Catostomidae
Exons: 11
Coding region: 27-1352 (441 amino acids)
Biological process (GO): small GTPase-mediated signal transduction; protein transport; vesicle-mediated transport
Cellular component (GO): cytoplasm
Molecular function (GO): Rab GDP-dissociation inhibitor activity
Source: RefSeq, a predicted model, not a curated record
ACAUCAGUGUGUGUGUUUGUGUCAGAAUGCCGGAGUUUGAUGUGAUCGUUCUGGGAACUGGACUGAAGGAAUGUAUUUUAUCUGGUCUGAUGUCUGUAAACGGCAAGAAGGUCCUACACAUUGACUGUAACUCGUUUUAUGGUGGCGAGAGCGCGUCUAUUUCCCCUCUGGAAGAGCUGUAUAAGAGGUUUCAGGUUUCCACUCCGUCUAAAUCGAUGGGACGCGGGAAAGACUGGAAUGUGGAUCUGAUUCCCAAAUUCUUUCUUGCCAACGGUCAGCUGGUGAAAAUGUUGCUGUACACAGAAGUCACCAGAUAUUUGGACUUUAAAGUGGUUGAAGGAAGUUUUGUGUACAAAGGCGGCAAAAUUCACAAAGUUCCCUGCACUGAUGCUGAAACUCAGACUUCAGAUCUGAUGGGGAUGUUUGACAAGCGCAGAUUCCGCAAGUUCAUGACAUUCAUCCUGAAUUUCGAGGAGAAUGAUCCGCGGACGCAUCACGACAUGGACCCGCACAGAACCAGCAUGAAGGACGUGUUUCGACACUUUGACCUGGGCACUGAUGUCAUCGAGUUCACAGGUCACACGCUGGCCCUACACGUCAAUGAUGAUUAUCUGGAGCAGCCGUGUCUGAUGACCAUCAACCGUAUCAAGCUGUACUCAGAGUCUCUGGCACGAUACACCAUCAGCCCGUAUCUCUACCCCAUCUUCGGUCUGGGCGAGCUGCCGCAGGGCUUCGUCAGACUCAGUGCCGUACAUGGGAACAGCUACAUGCUGAACAGACACGUCGAUGACAUCAUAAUGGAGGGAGGGCGAGUGGCGGCGGUACGAUCCGAGGGAGAGGUGUUUCGCUGUAAGCAGCUGAUCUGUGACCCGAGUUACAUGCCCGGCCGCGUCAAGAAAGUGGGGCGGGUCAUACGAGUCAUCUGUUUACUGAAUCAUCCAAUCAAAAACACCCACGAUGUCAACUCAUGUCAAAUCAUCAUACCGCAAACACACCUGAACAGAAAGUCAGAUAUCUACGUGUGUAUGGUGUCAUACUGUCAUAAUGUGGCAGCGGAAGGGAAGUAUAUUGCUGUCGUGAGCACAAUGGUGGAAACCAGUAACCCAGAGAAGGAAGUUCAGCCUGGUUUAGCCCUCCUGGAGCCCAUCAUGGAGAAGUUUGUGUCGGUCAGUAAUCUGAUGGUCCCUACAGACGACGGUCGCAGGAGUCAGAUCUUCAUCUCACGCUCGUACGAUCCCACAACACACUUCGAGACGGAGACCGAUGACAUCAUGGAUCUGCACCGCCGCAUCACAGGGUCAGAGUUCAUCUUCAGGGACCCCAGAGACUGUGACGUCGACUCCGACGAGUAGAAAUCCACGACAAACCCUAAACACACAUAAAUCACUGUCAGAGUAUGUACUGUAUUUGAUGAAGAACGCACUUCUCGGCUGAUACUAAAGUUCUUUUAGGUGUGCAUGUAUGUAGUAUGAUCAGAUUCCGGACAUACUUCAUCCGGGAACAUGGACAUGGAACCGUGACCCGGAUAUAUGAAAUAACAAGAAUAAUAAUCUACUCUGGUUUUGUUAAACAACAUUCUUAGUAUAUUUACCACAUUCAUUGAAAAGAGUCGCUCAACCUUCGAUUCACCGCCAGUUAUUCGUGCUGGAGGUCGUCUUUAAUGUUUUAUUGAUGAUUUAGACAUACAGCUCCAUUGACAAUCUUUUAGGCAUUAGUAUAGUAUCGAUCGCUUCCCUUCUAUGUCACUUGACCUUCAAGAGCACGUGUUCGUUCUCACCCAUGUGAAAUUAAACAUUCUUUUACCCAUCAACUCAAAUGAACAUCAAUAUAAAAGUAAUGGCCAAAGAUAUGAUGAAACAAUACAAUUAAUCUUAAGAAUAUAUCCUUUCGGCCAGAAUACAAUAUAUUCACUAAUCAUGAUGGGCAUUUCAGAGCUGCCACUGACAGUUUAGUGUUAUUUGUGAUGUUUGUGUGGUAGAGAACUGAAUUCAAUAAAGAAC